CAAUCGGCAUGGAAGUUGGAUGGAUGGAUCCAAUAAUUUUGUAUUUAUUGUAGUCACCCCGAAAUUCCAAUAAUUUUGUAUUUAUUGUGGUAACCCCGAAAUGAUGGAAUGCAACCGUUACGGCACCACUCGAUCAGGUCGCAAAACAAAUGUUACAAGUGCGAUGCGUUUCUGGUCGCCGACUUGCCGACUUCAAGCCACUCUACUGACGGUCGGACAGAGGAACCCGGCGACGCCACGGUGUCCGGAGCCAAGCCGGUGGAUUCGGAGCGGACCGCGUUUCGGCUGGCCGAGAAGCGUUACAAGCUCCACAAGACCCACAACCCCAAAUCCAGGAAGAAGCCAGGACGCAGCCCCACCGAUCCAUCGGGCUUCGUCGAUUUCCUCUCUAUUCUCCAAUCCUUCGAGCGCGGCGGAGAUGCCCCUCCCGGGAUUUAUAGAUUCCAGCGCCCUGGUUUCGAUCGCCCCGUCUUCUGCUUCAUUGAUCGCUCUGCGCAACUAUGACGUGUCUCUCCCCCAUAACAAGAUACCUGAUGCACUUUGUGUGCUUUCUAAGAAAAUGGCUAUACCUGCCAUGCCAUCAGGGGAAGAGUUUCAGCCAGAAGCUCCAAUAGUAAACUAUUUUGGUCCAAGUGAUAUGCUUGGUGGUCACCUUGAUGACAUUGGAGCAGAUUGGAGUAAGCCUAUAAUGAGCAUAAGCCUGGGCUGCAAAUCUUUCGCUCUCCUUGGAGGAAAAUCAAGGGAGGAUAACCCAAGAGCCAUGCUCCUGCGUGGUGGCUACAUUGUGCUUAUGGCUGGGCAAGCAAGGGAAUGCUUCCAUGCAGGAAUACCAGGGAUCUUUACAGGUGAUGAACAUGCAGAUAUUUCUGCCCUCUUGUCACAUUUUUCUGGCAAAGAUGACUGCUUCUUCAUGGAUUACAUCAGAUAUUCAAGAAUAAAUAUCAACACCAGAUAGGUUGACCAAAUUUAGUUAUUGCAGUUCCUACAUUGAAACAUCCAGCUUUUUCCACCAUCUGGCAAUUUACUAAUUUGAAUGUAGAUCGAGCUGUUUGGCUUGUUGUUGAAAAUGGGAAGAAGUGGUGAAGAAAUAGGGAUGGGAGAGGAGGAUAUCUUUUUCUUUUAUACAACUUGUCCGUAGCCUUCCUCUUUGGGAUGUGGACUUGGAAGAGUUAAAAUGGAAAAAUAA
Phoenix dactylifera (date palm) is the source of this 1186-nucleotide messenger RNA. The record is from RefSeq and is a predicted model, not a curated record. Lineage: Eukaryota; Viridiplantae; Streptophyta; Magnoliopsida; Arecales; Arecaceae.